Messenger RNA from Laccaria bicolor S238N-H82, 1310 nucleotides. RefSeq lists its product as uncharacterized. The transcript is spliced from 7 exons. The record is from RefSeq and is a predicted model, not a curated record. The coding region runs from base 108 to 953 and encodes 281 amino acids. NCBI's taxonomy places the organism in Eukaryota, Fungi, Basidiomycota, Agaricomycetes, Agaricales, Hydnangiaceae.
AAUUUCUCUCCGACCUCCCUUUGGGUUCAUAGGCUGCGUAGCACGCAAAUUCAAUCUCUAAACUUGUCUUUUAAUUCCCUUUUCAACUCACGCCCCAUCUUGCAAUAAUGUCUGCUACCGAAGUCGCCGCUGCACCCGUCGUCGCCGUUGAGGAAGUCAAGCCUGCCGAAGCCCCUGUUGCCGACGCUGCUACCGACGCCCCUAAAGCUGAGGAGACUGCUCCCGUUGAGGAAGUGCCUGCCACUACCACAGAGGCACCCGCCACCGACGCCGUUGUUGAGGAAGCCCCCGCCACCGAGGCAGCUGCUACAGAAGAGCCCGCCAAGGAAGAGGCCAAGCCUGCUGAUGAGCAAAAGAAGGAAGACAGGCCUAAGAGCCCUGGCUUGCUGUCCAAGCUCUUGAACACAUUCAAGGGUGACAAAAAGUCCAAGGGUCCCAAGAGCCCUAAGAAGGAGAAGAAGAAGGAAGAGGCUACCCCAGCUGCUGAGGAGCCUGCCAAGGAUGAGGCUGCUGCUACCGAGGCACCCGUUACCGAGGAGGUCGCAGAGCCCGCCAAGACCGAGGAGGCUGUUACAGAAGCUCCCAAAGAAGCUGAGACCGAUGCUCCCGCUGAGGCUGAGGCUGCCACCGAAGCCCCCGCCGCAACUGAGGAAGUCAAGGAAGAAAAGAAGGAGGAGAAGAAGGAGGCCAAGGUGACCGCCAAAGCCGCAAAGGUUGGCCGUCGUCUCUCCGCACGUGUCGGUGACUUGUUCAAGGCCAGGGCCAAGACCGAGGUUGCCGCCCCUGCCAAGGUCGAUGAGCACCCUCCCAAGAUCGACGAGCCCGAGCCCGUCGCUCCUUUGGAGAACCCCGCGACGGAGGAAGCACCCGCUGCUGAGGCCGAAACAAAGGCUGAGGAGCCCGUCGCAGAGGUUGCCCCCACAACUGCUCCCGUCGUCGCUGCAGCGGCAUAAGGGGUUCCCUGUGAUUGGGAUGACCCUUUUGAAGUUCUCCGACGACCUUAACGAGCCCUUUUUUUAUCAUUUUAUCUCAUUCAUCUUGGCCCAUUGUUACAAACCCCCCUCCCCACUCGUGGAUUCAUAUAUUUCCACUCCUCUUCUUUUUAUGAUACUCUUGGAUUCUUUUUCACCUCGAUGAUCUUUAUGACCUAGCCACAGCCGCCCUUACACCUAAUACUCGAUCCGUUAUCUCCCACCAAUACCCGUAGCUGCUUUUCCAGGAUCGUGCUCUCAUGUCUUUAGCUUCUCUUGUAAUCAUCUCAUUUUUUCUGUUUUGGAAACAUUUGGAUCGGAUCUGCGUCUUCCUCACGA